Coffea arabica (coffee) is the source of this 1635-nucleotide messenger RNA. The record is from RefSeq and is a predicted model, not a curated record. NCBI's taxonomy places the organism in Eukaryota, Viridiplantae, Streptophyta, Magnoliopsida, Gentianales, Rubiaceae.
AUGAAGAGACAAAAAACGUUUUUCAGUGCUCUACUUUUCUCCUUUAUAUUGCAACCUGAAGAAGUGAUCAGUUUCACUUUCUUGGGAGAUCAUUUGUGCCGUCAUGAUGAUGCUGUUGCACUGCUUCAAUUCAAAGAAAUGUUUAGCGUAUCAACUUAUGCUUCUCCAUAUUGUGGUGAAUCGGGUCAGCAUUCAUAUCCAAAGACAACACAUUGGAAAGCAGAUACAGAUUGUUGCAAUUGGGACGGCGUGAUAUGCCACAACCUCACCGGUCGUGUAAUUGGGCUGGAUCUGAGUUGCGGCCAGCUUCAAGGAGUUAUCCAUCCAAACACUACCCUUUUUCAUCUUUCUCAUCUCUGCCGCCUCAACCUUGCUUUCAACAAUUUCAUCGGUUCACGGAUUUCAAACUGGUUUGCCUCGCUAAAAAAUUUGACCCACCUCAAUCUCUCAUAUUCAAAAUUCGAAAGUGAAGUUGCUUUAGAAAUAUCACACCUAUCUAAUCUAGUUUCACUUGAUCUCUCCCACAAUGAGUUUCUAAGAUAUGAACCUAGCAAUUUUGAAGCGAUGCUUCAAAACUUAACCCAUUUAAGAGAGCUGUCACUUUCAAGAGUGGACAUCUCAUCGGAGUUGAGGGUGAAUUUUUCUUCAUCUUUGACGUAUCUAGACCUUAGAGAUACUAGAGUAAGAGGUAAUCUACCGAGUAAUGUUUUUCAUCUGCCAAAUAUGCGAGUUCUCUUGUUAGGUGGCAGCGAGAAUCUUAUUGUUAGUUUACCACAAUUGAACUGCAGCAUUUCAAAUUCUCUGAGGCAGUUGAGCCUAUCGCAUACAAAUUUCUCCGUUGCGUUGCCAGAUUUAAUUGGGUGCAUAGGGUCCUUAAAUUCUUUAGAUCUAAGUUAUUGUCAAAUUUCUGGUGCCAUUCCUGAAUCAAUUGGCAACCUUACACAGCUUACUGAAUUAUCUCUGGAUUUUAACGAUCUUCGAGGUAAAAUUCCAGAUAAAUUUUCCAUUUCACAAAAGAUAAGUAGGCUGUUACUUAGUAACAAUUUAUUGUCCGGGAACAUUCCGAACUCACUUCUCAACCUUAUGCAUCUUGAACAGUUAGAUCUCUACGGUAAUCAACUAAGCGGUUCAAUUCCUCCGUCAAUUUUUACCAUUCCAACCCUAUCUUACCUUGACCUUUCAUUUAACCUUUUUACGGGGGUUGGGCAAGACUUGUUUGUGGACUCCAAUAAGCUUCAAAACAACGCGUUUAACAGAGAGGCACCACGGAACACUACAAACAAUGUGAGCAUUUCCUAUCCAGAUUUUGGGUCCUUGGGAUUGUCUUCUUGCCAAAUAAAGGAAUUUUCAGAGUUUCUUAGAAAUUCAGAGAGUUUAGAAGUUCUGGACCUCUCAAAUAACAUGAUUCGCAGCAAAAUUCCAAUCUGGUUCAUGUCUAAGACUUUGGAUCAGUUGCUCUACUUGAACCUUUCACAUAACUUUUUGACUGGUACCAUAGACCAACUACCUGUCACUUCACGUCUGGUGUCUCUAGAUGUGAGUUCCAACUCACUUCAGGGCCAAAUGCCUCCUUCUAUCUGUAACGCAAGUCAUCUUUGGGUUCUUGAUUUGUCAAAUAACAAUUUGUCUGUGUGA